Molecule: messenger RNA, 720 nt
Organism: Clarias gariepinus (North African catfish)
Lineage: Eukaryota; Metazoa; Chordata; Actinopteri; Siluriformes; Clariidae
Product: lymphocyte antigen 6G-like
Exons: 3
Coding region: 232-582 (116 amino acids)
Source: RefSeq, a predicted model, not a curated record
AAUAAGAAAAGUUCUCUUAAUCAGGCUAAAGAGUCUAACUAACUCUGAUUAUUACAGUUGGUAAAAUAAUUUUGAAGAAUUAACAGACUUAGGCAGUCACUAAAUUAAUCCCUCCCCCUGAGUCCUGACACUACCACGCAGUAUUUAAACUUGGUGUCACAACGCUAUCUCAGGACAAUCCCUCGACAGUCUCUUACCAUCACAGCUUCACACUUCUGCACUUCAGCAGCAAUGAGGUCGCUAGUGGCAUUCGUGUUCAUCUGCAUGGUUUUACCAAAAGCUGCUUCUGGCCUGAGCUGUUACACUUGUGAUCCCACUAAUUGUAAUAAAUAUUUACUGGAGACCUGUUCUUCAGGGUCCAAUUACUGCUUCACUGCAUCAGCUAAUGUGCUUAACAAUAAAUUUACUUUGAAAACUUGUGCAACAAAGGAGAUCUGCGAUGGGGCUCAAUCAUUUAUAACGGGAGCUGCCUUUUCAAAUGUGAAGUGUUGUCAGGAGAACCUGUGUAACAGUGCUGAGAGAUUCACUCUGAGUUUCCUCUUCAUGUUCAUCCCUCUGCUCUUCUCCAUUCUCUUCUACUGAGCUCUGAUGAAGAAGCUCACUCUAGUACAAAAAUACAAAAUGAGAAAUAAAAAUCUUUGCGGUUCUCUCUUAUUUGUUUAUUUUACUGUAGUGCAUCUUGUGAAAAGCAUCCUGUCAAUAAACUGAAGUGUUGACUCA